CACGAGCCGACAUUCAAAACUACAAAACCCUUUUCUGUAUGGUCGCUUCGUCCCUUUCCCGCGGCUCUGCCUUCRCUUCCCCAUGCACGGUCAUCGUCACCGCUUUCGCCCCUCUGGCGGUGGUCGCGGGGCAGCGCAGCCAUCUGCACCACCACCUCCUCGCUUCUGCCCUCCGAACCCAAACAUCUACUUCCAGAACCCCAAUCCCUAUCUCCAAAACCCUAACAUCUUCCUCCAAAACCCUGGGUUCUCAGCCUCCUCCAGUCCCUACCUACAAAACCCCACUUUCCCUCCCCAGCAAUUCCCCAGUACCGUGUUCCAACCUCAAAACUUAUCUCAAAAACCAAAUGAACUCCUCCAGAAGAUAGACCGCGCUGUAGCAAAAGCUCACCGCGACAUUCUUGCAGCCGGGGAAAACGUUUCGUCAUGGAAAGUAUCCCAGGCUGCGCUUUUGUCUCUCCAAGUCGAUUCAUGGAGCUCUCUGGGGUUUAAAAUGCAGGAAAUCCCGUCUCUACAUCGUCUUAUUGUCGUCGAAGGAAAGAUUGAUGCCUUCAUUCAUUGCUUCGUUGGUGUGCGGAGAAUUACUUCCUUGUAUGAUUUGGAUGUCGCAAUUUGCAAGAACGAGAGCAUCGACAGGUUUGAAGAGCUUGAACUGGGUCCCUUAUUGCGUCAUCCACUUGUUUUGCAUUACUUUUCGGUUCCUCCAGAUGCAAUGGAGAUUGUUCAAAUACGUAGCGAGGAAAUAAUCUCUUGCAUUGCUGAGUUCAUGGACAUUCACCAAAAUAAAGAAAUCCGGGCAGAGGAGUUCCUUGAUUACCUUGCAAAGAAAAUGUCGGUUGCCACAAGGGAGAAGCUUGGCGUUCGUAUUCAGAGCCUGGGGAUGCAUAUUAGUUUUAUCCGUGAAGCUAGGAAAGCGGAAGAUAAUGCAUUAAAGAAGUCCAUCCAGGCUAUGAAACCAAUGCUGCAUGAGCAAAGUAGUAAAGGGGAAGGGCAGUUUUUACAAAAAUCUAGUAUUCUUUCACAGAAGAAGGUGCUUGACAGACGAUUCAAUUCUAUAUCUCAACGCAUCAAGUCAUUCUCCUCUGCAUAUGAGGAUUUUGGUGCCAAGCACAUAAAAUUUAUUUCAUCCAGUUCUGAUGAUGAAAGUGGUGAUGAUUCUAGUAGUGAGGAUGAUGACACUGAUGAGAAUGAUCUGAAUAUUCAGGGUAAGGCUUUAUCUCAAAAUAAAAAAAGCUAUGAUAAAUGUGUGAGUAGCUGCCCUUACCCAUCAGCCACCGAAGAGAUGACACGACUUGGAUUGAAAAGUAAUGUGGAUGGCCAUGCAUCCCUUACAGAUGAGAGUAGAAAAUUAACUAGAAAGAAAAGGAAAUUUGGCAACCAGAGUGGUAAUGGCUCUUUGCCGCAGAAACAACCUAAAAGAGGGAAAGUUGAGUUGAACGAGGCUGAAUCCAAUCUUCUUCUCCGAGAAAACUAUGGUAGAAAGGAAGAUACUAACCAGGAUAAAGUUGGAGAUCUUCGACUAGGAGAUGAUUCUAUGGAGAUGUUCAUCACUACAUGGAAGGAGGCUUGUCAGGAGCUCACUGUUGCUCAGGUUUUUGGUAAGAUGCUUCAAUUUUAUAAGCUGACAACUAAAAAAAGGAAGAAAAUGAAAUCAGUGAUAUCGUUAUAUCCAUUUAUUGGACUACUAAAUGUUGCUGUGGCAUCUAUUAAGAAUGGAAUAUGGGAUAGUCUCUACGAUACUUUCCAAGCCAUUGGUCAGCAKGGAUUUGUCACGCCAAUUUCUGAUCCAUCUAAUAAGCCUGAAAGUAUAGAUGUUGGGCCUGAUGAACAAGCUGCUGCACCAAUCAAUGAGCUCGUUCCUAAACUUGGAUGCAGCAUUACUGUUGAGGAUGUUAUGAAGAAAGUUGCUUUGUUUUUUGAGCUUGAUCAUGAUAUUCCAAUAGAAGGAAAAAUGCCUUUAGAAAGUCAACUGAUAUGCUUGAGAAAACUUCGCAAUUGUGAGUUAUGGUUGACGGAGCAGUUUUCUGUCAAGGAAUUUGAUUCCAUCGGCUAUGGGGACUUUCUGAUUUUCUUAGAAAGACAUGCUUCAUUGCUUCCUAAUGAAUUGUGCAGAAGUUUGACUCUAGACAUCAGUCAAAAGUCUUCUUUGGAGGUUUCAAUGCUUAAGAAUCAGCUAGUUGCUUUACUAUCACAAGCUAUUACUAGCUUGGGCGAGAAUCAUCUUAUAAGCAAUCAACACAUAUGCAUGCUUCUGAAGAAGCAGUUCCCAUUAAUCUGUUUUGAGAUAACGGGAAAUGAACCCUCAGCAGAUUUGUUAGAAAGCUUAAGUAAGAAGACGAGUAUUUCCACUUCCAGCUGUGUUUUAUUUUCUGUAGUGUUGUUGGGGACGGGCUCUGUAGGAGACUCAUUGGUUCUAAAUGGGAAACAUUCAACAGAAACUACUGCUGCGGUAGAAUGCUUGCUUAAGGCGCCAAUGUUGUCAGAUUUACAAUCAUGGUCACAUUGGGACCAUGUAUUUGCUCCCUCACUUGGUCCCUUCAUCGAAUGGUUGUUAAGUGAAGUUGAUACAAAAGAUUUGAUGUGUUUAGUGACAAGAGAUUCAAAGGUAAUCAAGAUUGAUCAUUCAGCGACGGUUGAUGAGUUUCUGGAAGCUUUGCUACAAGGUUCCUCUUUUCAAACAGCAGUAAAGUUGUUGUCUUUGGUUGCAUUAUAUGGUGGGCAAAAACAUAUUCCUAUGUCCCUUUUAAAAUGCCAUGCACAGCGUGCAAUUGAAGUAAUGAUAAAAAAUUCUGUGGAUUCCAUCGAAUCAAAAGGUCGUGGAGAUCUUAGUAUUCAUGAGACAUCCCUGAGAGAACAAAUUCUUGAUGUAGGCAGCCUAAGCAACCAACUUUUGGUUAAUCUUACAGGUGGUGAUGUGAAUAGAUUGCCAAGUAAUGAAUUAUUUGAAAAUCUAAGCAAUCUGAAUAAAGCAAUUCCAGUUGCUUCUAGAUUCAUCCUUGAAUGUCUUAGUUACCUACCUUCAGAAUUUCGCAGUCUUGGUGUUGAUAUAUUGUUCUUAGGAUUAAGGUCUGUAACCAAGAAUGCUGCUUUAGCUAUUUUACAUGAAUGCAAGAAUAUUGAUCAGCGUCUCAUGCUUCAUGACCUGGGGUUGUCACUUGGUAUUUUGGAAUGGAUUGAAGAUUACCAUGCAUUUUGUUCAACAAAUAUUGUUGACUUACUUUCCUCUCACACUUCUACCUUCAAAGAUGCAAGUCCUGCAUUUAACAUGAAUUCAAAUUAUGCACCAGAUUCAUCAAUGGGUCAGUUCUCUUCGAAAGGGGAAAUUAUGGUCGCUGUUGAGGAAGAUGCACAUAAUAAAACAUGUUUUGAAAUCCAUGAUGAGGAACAAAUCAGUAGAGUAUCUAAUGAUACGUCAGGCAAAGGUUGUGCACAAAUUUUAUCAGAAAAUGGUGAAGAGGAUGCAAGCCUUGUUAUUGAGAUUAUUAGGCGUGAGGAAUUUGGGUUAGACUCAAGUCUUACAGCUGCCGAGAGUAGCAUAUUGCAGAAGCAGCAUGCUCGCCUAGGGAGAGCCCUCCACUGUCUUUCACAAGAGUUGUAUUCACAGGAUUCUCAUUUUCUUCUUGAGCUGGUCCAGAAUGCAGAUGAUAACAUGUAUCCUGAAAAUGUGGAGCCCACAUUGGUUUUCAUUCUUCGUGCUACUGGUAUUGUUAUUUUAAAUAAUGAGCAAGGUUUCUCUGCUCAAAACAUUAGAGCACUAUGUGAUGUUGGAAAUUCAACAAAGAAGGGAUCAAGUGGUGGAUAUAUAGGGCAAAAAGGCAUUGGGUUCAAAUCCGUAUUCCGGGUUACAGAUGCCCCAGAAAUUCAUUCGAAUGGAUUUCAUGUCAAGUAUGAUAUAAGUGAGGGUCAGAUUGGUUUUGUCUUGCCAACAACUGUCCCUCCUUGUGAUAUUAGUUUGUUUAAUAGGAUGUUAUCCACUGAUGAUACCAGCUGCUGGAAUACUUGCAUAGUGCUUCCCUUCAGGUCAAAGCUAAUAGAGGGAACGGGUAUGAACAGUAUUUUGUCUAUGUUUUCGGAUCUUCAUCCAUCUCUACUACUAUUUCUUCACCGCCUACAGUGUAUAAAGUUUAGGAAUGUGCUGAAUGAUUCACUCACAGUCAUGAGGAGAGAAACUAUGGGAGAUGGCAUUGUCAAGGUUUCUCAUGGAAAUAUGAAAAUGAGUUGGUUUGUAGAAACCCAGAAGUUGCAAGCUAGUGUAAUUCGUCCUGAUGUACAGACUACAGAGAUAGCUGUAGCUUUCACGCUGAAGGAAACAGAUGAUGGAGAAUACAAGCCACAGCUGGACCAGCAGCCUGUUUUUGCCUUUCUUCCUUUAAGAACAUAUGGUCUGAAGUUUAUUCUUCAGGGUGAUUUUGUUCUUCCAUCAUCUAGAGAAGAAGUAGAUGGGGAUAGUGCCUGGAACCAAUGGUUGUUGUCGCAGUUCCCUGGUUUAUUUAUUUCUGCAGAGAGAUCAUUGUGUGCACUUCCUUGCUUUCAGGAUCACCCAGGAAAAGCUGUGACAGCAUAUAUGAGCUUUGUUCCACUUGUUGGUGAAGUUCAUGGAUUUUUUUCUCAUCUUCCUCGCAUGAUUAUUUCUAAACUACGCAUGUCAAAUUGUUUGCUCCUUGAAGGAGACAGCAAGGAAUGGGUACCUCCAUGCAAGGUUCUAAGAUGUUGGAAUGAACAGUCUCGUGUUCUUCUACCUGACAGUUUGCUGCAUCAACAUCUUGGUCUAGGUUACUUGGAUAAGGAUAUUGUUUUGUCUGAUCCCUUAGCAAAGGCUUUGGGCAUUGAGGAGUAUGGGACCAAGGUCCUAAUUGACAUCAUAUCAUCUAUAUGCCAUACAAAUAAUGGCAUCAAUGCACUGGGUCUGAAUUGGUUAUCAUCUUGGAUUAAUGCUGUUUUUACUAUGUCAAUCCGUUCUACGGAAACUAAACUAAAUGAAUCAGAUCUUAUAAGCCUGAGGAAAAUUCCAUUUAUUCCACUUUCGGAUGGUACAUAUGGCUCAUUGGCUGAAGGUACAAUUUGGUUGCCCUCUGAUGCCUUCAGCAGUGGAUUUGAUGGUGAAUAUUGUACUGAAGCUUUUCCAAGCUUAUAUGCAAAACUUAGGACUGUUAACCCUGCAUUACUUUCUGCAACAGMUGGAAAUUCWUACAACUUGGAGGAGCUACCAGUAGAAAACAUUGUAAACAUGCUUAGCAGAAUUGGUGUCCAGCGGUUGUCUGCACAUGAAAUAAUAAAAGCACAUAUCUUGCCAGCCAUUUCUGAUGACAAUGUUGCUGAUAGAGACAAAAGUUUGAUGACUGAAUACCUAUCCUUUGUAAUGCUUCACCUUCAGUCCAGUUGCCCUAACUGUUGUAUUGAAAGGGUGCAUAUUAUAUCUGAAUUACGGGGCAAAGCUUUUAUUUUAACAAAUUAUGGGUAUAGACGACCUUCAGAGGUAUCAAUUCAUUUCAGCAGAGAAUUUGGGAAUCCUGUUGAUGUGAAUAGGUUGCUUGAUGCUACAGAGUCUAACUGGCAUGAAGUUGAUAUCAUCUAUUUGAAAUAUCCAAGCAGCAAGUCAUCACCAUCCGGACUGUCAAAGUGGAGAGAUUUUUUCCAGGAAUUAGGUAUUACUGAUUUUGUGCAAAUAGUUCAAGUUGAGAAGAAUAUUACCGAUAUAUCCCAUACGGUUUUGAUGAACAUGCUGUCGGAUAAGGAUCUAAUUUCCUCUGGGUCAAUCAUUAAGGAUUGGGAAUCACCUGAGUUGGUCCAUUUACUAUCUACCUUGUCCUCAAAGAACAAACUUGAAGAGUGUAUGCAUCUUCUGGAAAUUCUUGAUAAAUUGUGGGAUGAUUGUUUUAGUGAGAAAGUGACAGGCCAGCUCAUUUCCAAAUGCACUGAUUUUAGCAAGCCCAUUAAGUCUUCAUUCAUAAAUAACAUCUGCAGUGCAAGGUGGGUAGUAUCAAGUAUUGAUAAAAAGCUUAACUAUCCCAAGGAUCUAUUCUAUGAUUGUGAGGCAGUGCGGUCUAUCCUCGGUGAUUUUGCUCCAUAUGCUGUUCCUAAGGUUAGGAACAGAAGAUUUUUAAGUCACAUUGGAUUUAAAACUCAAGUUACCCUUGAUGAUGCUUUGACAAUUAUUCAUGUCUGGAGAGGAUCUGGAACUCCUUUUAAGGCCAGCAUUGCACAAAUGUCCAAAUUUUACUCCUUCAUUUGGAGUGGAAGUAAUACUGCAAAAGCAAAAAUUKCAGAGUUAAGCUCAGGACCCUUUGUAUUUGUUCCAUUAACAUAUUCCUAUAGACAUGAUGAUGUCAUAUCUGGUGUAUUUUUGUCUCCUGAAGAAGUAUAUUGGAAUGAUGUAACUGGUUCUGUGGACCAAGUGAAGGAGCUAAUUCUUCAGUGUGGAUCAAUAAAUGAGAGCAACUAUCCUUUGAUCAAGACAUUAUCUCACAUCUAUCCUGGUCUUCAUGAUUUUUUCGUGCAUGAAUGUGGUGUACGUGAGAUCCCUUCAUUCUGCAGCUACCUUCAAAUAUUGCUGCAUUUAUCACGUAUUGCUGUGCCUUGUCAGGCAGCUAAUGCUGUAUUCAAAAUUCUUAUAAAAUGGACUGAUGAUCUGAAAUUGGGAUUAGUGGAUUCAGAAGAUAUUAUUUUCCUGAAAGAAUGCCUUCAUAGUUUGGAAUAUACAGUUCUCCCAACUUUACAGGAUACAUGGGUUUCUCUCCACUCUAGUUUUGGCGUAGUUUGUUGGAGUGAUGAUGAAAAGUUAAGGAAGCAAUUUAAGGAUUCUGAGAACCUUGUUUUCUUAUACUUUGGCGAACUCGAGAACGAUGAGAAAGAAAUGGUUUUAGCAAAACUUGCUGUACUUAUGAAAACGAUAGGAAUUCCUUCUCUUUCAGAGGUCAUUAAUCGUGAAGCUAUAUUUUAUGGUAUGGAAGAUUGCACGAGCAAAGCAUCAUUGGUGAAUUGGGUUCUUCCUUAUGCACAGAGAUAUAUCUACAAAUUACAUCCAGAUAAAUACUUUGAAUUUAAGCAUUCUAACUUUGAAAUUCUGAGUAAUUUACGAGUUGUUGUGGUUGAAAAGUUAUUUUAUAGGAAUACUAUAAAAGGAUGUGAUAGUGUAUCUAAGAAGCGUUUUGAGUGCAGCUGUCUGCUACAGGGAAACAUCUUAUAUUUGACUGAGGUCUCGGAUUCUCACUCAAUUUUCAUGGAACUUAGUCGGCUUUUCUUUAAUGGUGUCUCUGAAUUACACUUUGCAAAUUUCCUUCACAUGAUCACAACUAUGGCUGAAUCAGGUUCUUCAGAAGACCAGACAGAGUUUUUUAUUCUUAAUAGUCAAAAGGUCCCAAAGCUUCCCGAAGAAGAAACUAUCUGGUCCCUUACAUUGUCACAGGAGGAUAACGGACCUUCCCAGCCAAUUUGUGCUUCAGCAUUGAGCAAUAUGGAAAAUCUCUUGAAGUCUAAACGGAAACCAGGCAUCAUUCCUAAUUGGCCACCUGCUGAUUGGAAGACAGCGCCAGAUUUUUCUAUUUCUCGAACAAAUCAUCUUAGGACAAAACCAGUUGCUUCACAUUGCAGUUCAACAGAGGGUAAAGCUGAAGGUGCCACUUAUGAAGCAGAUCAUGGAGUUCCUGUUGGAAUUAGUAGUGAUUGGAUAAUCCAAGAUGACUCAUCAGUGACUACAAUAGAGCUACCCUUCCAAGACUCUGGGAUUUUGGAAGAUCACCCUCUAUCAGUGGGUUGUAACAGUCUCGUCUCUGGAGGGAUUGAUCCUACACCCAAAGUGUUAAACAAGCCAGUUGAUCCAGUUACUGUUUGUGAGGGUUCGGACAUACUUCUGCUCUCCAAUGAGAGGGAUCAGUUGUCUAUUGGCACACCUAAUGAGAAACAGGCAGUGAUAACGGGUAGGGUGGGAGAGCUUCUGGCUUUCAAUUAUCUUGCUAAGAAAGUUGGAAAGGAAGGUGUGAAAUGGGUGAAUGAAGAAAAAGAGACAGGUUUACCCUAUGACAUUGUCAUUGGAAAUGAUGAAGAGAAGGAAUACAUUGAAGUUAAAGCAACCAGAUCUUCAAACAAGGACUGGUUUACAAUAUCAACGAGGGAAUGGCAAUUUGCAGUUGAUAGAGGUGAAGGUUUUAGCAUUGUGCAUGUUGUGUUGGGAGCCCCAAAGAAUGCGAGGAUAACUGUAUUCAAGAAUCCAGUGAGACUUUGCCAGCAAGGUGCAUUGCAAUUGGCCAUUUUGAUGACAAGAUAGUAGAAUUAUUCAAUCAUCUUUCUACUACCUUUUGGGCCUUUCAUCAGCUGUGCUUCUCUGGCAUUUAAUCCAGAAUGCUGGGAGUACUUWACAGGAGAUUGCACUGGUCAGUGGAAGUUUGCUAUGGGUUCCUGUUCUAUUUUAAGUUGCCCUUGGUGACACAUGAUGUAAAAGAUGGAAAAUGGAUGGUGGUGACAAUUGAAUUCCUGUACCUCUUGCGGUUGGAAUAAUGGGAUCAAAAGUACUAAGAUGCCAAAGCACUAGUUGGUAGAAUAAGCACCAACCUCCUGAAGGAGCAAUUUGGCAUUGGAUAGGUAUCCCUAAAUUGAAGCACACUGAUAGAUUCGGAAAUGCCCCUUCAGUUGUUACAUUUUCUAUUAUAACAUAAUCCCAAGGGCUCCUAUCUGACAAUGAUUUUGGUCGACGUAUAAGUAAAUUUAACAUAGUAACAUAGAAAGAUGAAAAUUUGUCAAA
Messenger RNA from Nelumbo nucifera (sacred lotus), 8737 nucleotides. RefSeq names its product Histidine kinase-, DNA gyrase B-, and HSP90-like ATPase family protein (gene NOV). Gene Ontology annotation, cellular component: nucleus. NCBI's taxonomy places the organism in Eukaryota, Viridiplantae, Streptophyta, Magnoliopsida, Proteales, Nelumbonaceae. The record is from RefSeq and is a predicted model, not a curated record. Gene Ontology annotation, biological process: root development; leaf vascular tissue pattern formation; embryo development ending in seed dormancy.